ACACUGAUGAAGAUUAUAAUUAUGAUAAAUGUUUAUAUUUAUUGUAAUUUUAGAGAAUGCAAUGAAGGACCAAAGGAUUGGCCGUGCGAUGGGGGUCUGCAAGAAAGUGGUCAGUGCCUUCUCCUACAGUUGGAAAAAAAAGAGGGAGCUGAAAGAUGUUCAGAAGAGGAUGAAUCUGCCUGAGCAUUCUCUUAAGACAGAGUGUCCAACCAGGUGGGGGUCUCGGCAGGCUAUGAUUAGCAGGGUCCUAGAGCAGCAGAAGGCCAUUGCAGAUGUCCUCUACAAUGAUACCAAAAACAGACACCUCACCCCCUCAUGGCAGGACAUCGAUGUACUUGAGGCCAUCAACAAAUCACUAAGCCCUCUCGUUGAAUUCACCGAUGCACUUUCUGGGGAGCAAUAUGUGAGUGUGUCUUUUGUCAAACCAACUCUCCACCUGUUCAACACAUCCAUAUUGGCCGUGCAGGAGGACGACACAGACCUUGCAAAGUCCAUCAAGCAGAAGAUAGUGGGCUAUCUCAAUGAGAAAUACAAUGAUGCACCAACACAAGAGCUGCUGGACAUGGCCUCAGCCCUGGACCCAAGGUUCAAGCUUACAUAUGUGAGCGAAGACAUGCGCGGGUCAAUUGAAAAAAGACUUUCAUCUGAGAUGAAGACUGUCAUGGAGAAGGCCUCUGAGAGAGCAGUGACGCCUGCUGAUGACACUGAUGCCGCUGCUGCUACUGCACCAAAGAAGAAGAAAGCCCUGGGCAGCUUCUUCAAGCCGGUCACUGAAGGCACAGCUUCAACAUCCACUGCUCUGCAACCGGACCAGGACAAAGCCAUAGCUUUGGAGCUACAGUCCUACCUCCAGGCAGGGACACUGGACACUGAGGCGGACCCACUGGAGUGGUGGAAGGUAUCACAGCAGUUUUACCCACGGCUCUCAAACCUGGCAAGGAGAUAUCUUUGUAUCCCGGCCACAAGCUCCUCGUCAGAGAGGGUUUUCAGUACAGGCGGUAAUGUUGUCACCUGCCUGCGCUCAUCCCUGAAACCAGACCAAGUGAACAGACUGGUGUUCUUGGCUAAAAACCUUUAA
Messenger RNA from Hypomesus transpacificus, 1078 nucleotides. Its product is annotated as E3 SUMO-protein ligase ZBED1-like. The record is from RefSeq and is a predicted model, not a curated record. The transcript is spliced from 2 exons. The coding region runs from base 29 to 1078 and encodes 349 amino acids. Gene Ontology annotation, molecular function: protein dimerization activity. NCBI's taxonomy places the organism in Eukaryota, Metazoa, Chordata, Actinopteri, Osmeriformes, Osmeridae.